GCCGAGGAGCAGAGACGACGCCGCCCCGCUGCCGACCGUGCGUGCGUACGUGAUACUAGUGCGGUGGCGAUCGAGCCACGCGGCCGCGUUUUGGCGGAAAAACGGGAGGUGAAUUUGGCGAAAAAACGAGCGGGGUUUCCCCGGUUUUUCCCACUCGGACUCGCACACCACCACCACCCGUGCUCCGCUCGGCUGCAGCUGCCGCCGCUGUUACGGAUUACGGGGGUGCGUGACUGCGUGCGCGUGUGUUACCGCCCGCGCCGCGGUGGCUUGGCUGCUCCGCCAAAUCUACCCCCUCCCCCACUCCACUCCCACUCCUCCUCUUGCUGCCGCUGCCGCCGCCGCUGCUGCUGCUUCUUCUCAUUCCCCCUCGCCGCUUUGCUUCCCUCGGCUUCGCGCUCACGAGAUCCCCACCCCCCACCCCCCACAACGCGGCGGCGCAUCGGCCCAUGCGGUAGCGAGCGCGAGAUCCAGCGCCCAGCAGUAGCAGAAGAAGACGGACUAGGUGCUCGGCGGAAUGUCGCACCGCGCGCUGCCGCCAAUGCCGGACACGCUGUCGGACGCGUUCGCCGCCGCGGUGCUGAUGUCGUCGACGGACAAGCCGGACACGCUGCCGCCGGGGAGGCUGUCCCCGGUCUCGCCGCUCACGCACUCCUCAUCCUCCAAGCUCCCCACCCCGAGCUCCUCCUCGGGCUCCUCGGGCUCCCUCUCGGUCUCCAGGGCCCCCGCCUCCGCGCUCGCCUCGCGGAGGAGCCAUUCCGGCGAGAUCCCGCUCCCCUCCGAUGGCCCGCCCCGUGGGUCGCGCCCUGGCCACCGACGGACCGGCUCGGGCCCCCUCAUCUUCACCUCCUGCUCCAGCUCCGCCACCUCGCCGCUCACCAACGCGCUCCCGGCGGGGAACAUCUGCCCCUCCGGCCGCCUCGCCAAGCCGCUGUCCUCCUGCUCCGCCGCGGCCACCCCGCCGGCCCCAACCCCGCCCCGCGCCGCCCGCCACGACGUGCUCGGCUCGGGCACCGCCAACUACGGCCACGGGAGCAUCGUGCGGUCGCGCAGCGGCGGCGUCGUGGUCGCCGAGGAGGACGCGGUGGUCAGGCGGGCCAUGUCCAGCGCCGACCCGGAGGAGCUCAAGAAGGCCGGGAACGAGCAGUACAAGAAGGGCUACUUUGAGGAGGCGCUCAGGCUCUACGACCGCGCGCUCGCCCUGUGCCCCGACAAUGCCGCAUGCCGCGGCAACCGCGCCGCCGCGCUCAUCGGGCUCCGCCGCAUCGGCGAGGCCGUCAAGGAGUGCGAGGAGGCGGUCCGGAUUGAUCCCUCGUACGGCCGCGCGCACCAGCGCCUCGCCUCCCUGCAUAUAAGGCUAGGACACAUCGAGGAUGCUCAGAGGCACCUCUCACUGGCGACCCCUCAGCCUGACCUCCUAGAGUUGCACAAAUUACAAACAGUGGAGAAGCACCUUGGGAGAUGUAUGGAUGCACGGAAAGUUGGGGACUGGAAGAGUGUGUUGAGGGAAAGUGACGCUUCUAUUGCGGCAGGAGCUGACUGCUCUGCUAUGCUCUUCGCCUCUAGAGCAGAAGCUCUUCUACGGCUCAAUCAGCUUGACGAGGCUGAUCUGGCGAUCUCGAGUGCUUCCAAGUUGGACUACUCAUCUUCAUGCACCUCAGACAACAAAUUCUGUGGGUUCCUUGCCAAUGCAUACCUCUUUUAUGUGCAUGCCCAAGUUGACAUGGCAUUGGGAAGGUUUGACCAUGCUGUCUCUUCUGUAGACAAGGCCAGGAUAAUAGAUCAAGGAAAUGUUGAAGUUGUAACAAUGCAUAACAAUGUGAAAGCUGUGGCCAGAGCACGAUCUUUGGGGAACGAGCUGUUCAAUUCUGGAAAAUUUUCAGAAGCUUGCUUAGCUUAUGGUGAAGGGCUCAAACAUCACCCUGUGAAUCCAGUCCUUUAUUGCAAUAGGGCAGCUUGCAGGUUCAAACUAGGUCAGUGGGAGAAAUCCAUUGAGGACUGCAAUGAAGCACUCAAGAUUCAACCCAACUAUCCAAAGGCUUUGCUCAGACGUGCGGCUUCCUAUGGCAAGAUGGAGCGAUGGGCAGAAUCUGUGAAAGAUUAUGAAGUUCUUAGAAAGGAACUUCCAGGUGACACUGAAGUGGCGGAAGCCUAUUUCCAUGCCCAGGUUGCUCUGAAGUCUUCUCGGGGUGAAGAAGUAUCUAAUAUGAAGUUCGGAGGAGAAGUUGAGGCAAUUACUGGAAUGGAACAAUUCCAGAUGGCUACAUCCUUGCCAGGUGUUUCAGUCAUCCAUUUCAUGACACCUUUAAAUCAGCAGUGCUGCAAAAUUUCCCCAUUUGUGAAUACCCUGUGUACCAGAUACCCAUCUAUCAGUUUCCUCAAGGUCGAUAUAAGCGAGAGCCCUGCUGUUGCACGCGCAGAAAAUGUGAGGACGGUUCCAACAUUUAAAAUAUACAAAAAUGGUACAAGAGUGAAGGAAAUGAUCUGCCCCAGCCUACAGCUCCUGGAGUAUUCAGUGAGGCAUUAUGGGAUUUAGUCCAUGAAGUGAUGACCUGAUGUUUCCUCAGGCCUCCAGCUUUCCCGCAAGCGACCACUGGCUAGCCAGGACAAAGCCGGUGAAGUUUAUCCUGAUGAAGACAACAACCAUGAAAGAAGACCAAGAGCGAAGAGGAAUUUUCCCCGAUCUCAUUCAUCCGAUGACCUUUUCUAUUCUCCCCUUUUCACCAUUUGUUGAUUACCUGCUUAAUUUAUUCUUUUCAUUUGUCUCAUGCGUACAUCAUUGUUGCCAAAUUCCUUUAGAACAAAAAAAAGGACCCAUCUUCCUAUUCUUGUGAAGAACGACUGUAAAUCUCUCUUCUUUUUUUUUUUUUUUACUUCCAUGUUUACCAGACCUCCCAAGGAAAGAAAGGUAUAGAUGGCAUUUGUACUCUUUACAUCCAACUAUGUAAUAUGGAAGUUUUGCCAAUCCAUGGUUAUUAAUCCAACCACUACUAUGUCAUGUCA
Messenger RNA from Oryza sativa Japonica Group (Japanese rice), 3003 nucleotides. RefSeq names its product inactive TPR repeat-containing thioredoxin TTL3. The record is from RefSeq and is a predicted model, not a curated record. NCBI's taxonomy places the organism in Eukaryota, Viridiplantae, Streptophyta, Magnoliopsida, Poales, Poaceae. Gene Ontology annotation, molecular function: protein binding. Gene Ontology annotation, cellular component: cytoplasm.